This is a messenger RNA of Pundamilia nyererei, 1254 nucleotides long. RefSeq names its product family with sequence similarity 151 member B (gene fam151b). The record is from RefSeq and is a predicted model, not a curated record. The transcript is spliced from 6 exons. NCBI's taxonomy places the organism in Eukaryota, Metazoa, Chordata, Actinopteri, Cichliformes, Cichlidae. The coding region runs from base 45 to 923 and encodes 292 amino acids.
AUGUGUUGUUAUUUAUCUUCCGUUUUGGAUCGUGGAAGUCGGCAAUGAAAACGAGUCUUUUGCUGAGUUUUCACAGAAUUACUUUAAUUUUAAUCGUGUGUUUUAUAUUUUAUGUCUUGUGGAAUUUAAAGGGUAAAACAGGUGGGAUGCGUGACCAAACGCUGGACUAUUUCUUCAGUCGGAGUUUUAUAACGAGGAUGGACGCUGCCGAGGUUAGCUGGUCGCAUGCAGCGAACAGCAGGAGCAGGCUGGCGGAGGCGCUCACAGGUCCUUCUCUUAUGAUUGAAGCUGACAUUGUCAUGAGAGGUCGUGAUCCCAAAGAGCCAAUCAUGGCACAUCCCCCUGAUACAGACAGUGACAUCACCCUGAGGGAAUGGCUGGAGGGAGUGAAAGAGUACGGCAAGGGGAUAAAGCUGGACUUUAAGAGCAUGGAGGCUGUGUCAACAUCUUUAGUCCUGCUGCAGGAGGUGCUAACUGAGCCAUACCGUCCUGUGUGGAUCAACGCAGACAUCUUCUCGGGUCCUGGGGGGCAGAUCGGACCUCUGGAGCAUCACACCUUCCUCUCUGGUAUGACUCAUCUUCCCUCACACACUGUGCUGUCUCUGGGCUGGACUACAGGAUGGACUGCUGGGACAGAUAAUCCAGGCUACAGCUGGGAUAUGGUUCAUAUGAUGGAGAAGAUCUGUAGAGACCUUAAACAUCCCGUAACAUUCCCAGUACGUGCAGCUCUGCUGGCCAAGUCCUUCUCCCAGCUGACAUGGCUGCUGAAGCAGUCAGACAGGUACACUCUAACUGUGUGGACGGGCCACAGUGAUGAGUUCUCACUGCAGGACUUGCUGCCCUACAGAGAAGAGUUUGCCACAAGCAGGAUUUACUUUGACCUGCCAGACUCUCUAAGAGCACGGAUCAUUUCAGCACAAUAAGCAAAUGUGAAUCCAGUGAGAAGUGGUCUGGCUGUGACAUUAACUGGUGCACCUGCAAGUGAAAACUAACUUCAUCCUGAAUUUAUCUGAAGCUCACUUCCUGUUAAAACAGAGUUCAUCCUGCCAACGGUCACCGACUGCUUGCUCAUAGGAAUCGUCUAUUCAUGAGGAUCCUCUGCGGUACUGUAAGGUGUCUGCCUCACAGUAUUAAGGCCAUGACAUUAAUGUUACUGGGCCUGGUGCAUUUCAAAUCAAAAGAUGCUCUAAGCCCACUUGGAUGUAAUAUUUUCUGUUUUCUCUACUGAUUCUUUUUUUUGGGUGGGAUAAAAAA